UUGGACACCCCACUUUCUCAGGGGGGUCUUGAUACAUCAUUUAAACCUCACUCUAAUCCUUCACUUGAACACUUACAGUUCAAGGCACAGACAAUAGUUAAGGUCCAGAUUGAUUACAAUGAAGGGGGCUACAAUGCUGUUCCUGUGCUCUACUGUCCUGCUUCUAGUUGAAUUCUGCUUUGCAGGGUCUUCUGACUUGAAGGAUAAGAGCAGAAUGAGACGAGAAGUGAAGGCAUUAACAGUCACCACUAUAAAGCAAGAGCCAUACACAAUGGAGAAAGGCACCGAAUUUGAAGGCUUCUGCAUAGACCUUUUGAAUGAGAUCGCCAAGAAACUGGACUUCAGAUACAACAUUAAUCUUGUCAAGGACGGAUUCUAUGGACGCCAGGAUGCGGAGGGCAACUGGAACGGAAUGGUUGGGGAAGUCGUCCGAGGGGAGGCAGAUCUGGCCGUGGCUCCUCUAACUGUCACCGCAGUCAGGGAGAAGGCUAUCGAGAUGACCAAGCCUUUCAUGCAAACUGGCAUCGGAAUCAUCCUGCGCAAGGAUCUGGUCACCUCAGAGGCAAACUUCUUCGAGUUCCUCAACCCUUUCUCCAAGGAGACCUGGAUUGGGAUAUUAAUUGCUUACUUAGUGACGGCAUUCUGCCUCUGCAUUGUGGCCAGGAUGAGCCCCUGUGAGUGGAGCGAGCCCCAGAGUGAAGACAAUCACUUCACACUCCUCCACAGCCUCUGGUACGCCGCUGGAGCCCUGACCCUACAAGGUGCAGGGCCACAGCCAAAAGCCUUGUCUGUGCGAGUUAUCAGCACCAUCUGGUGGCUGUUCACAGUAGUGCUCCUGGCUUCUUACAUUGCCAACUUCAGCUCCAUGCUGGGCUCAGACACCACCCAGUUCUCCAUCGGGAGCUUCGAGGACCUGGCCAAGCAGGAUGUCAUUGAGUACGGAACACUGCGAACUUCCUCCACCCUCGCCUUCUUCAAGGUGAAUAAAUUCUAUGUGGAAGUGCUUUGUUCAUGGCCUGCGGUUCUGCCACGUGUAAUUAACCUUUUCUGACAGGUACUAUUAGGC
Lepisosteus oculatus (spotted gar) is the source of this 1066-nucleotide messenger RNA. NCBI's taxonomy places the organism in Eukaryota, Metazoa, Chordata, Actinopteri, Semionotiformes, Lepisosteidae. The record is from RefSeq and is a predicted model, not a curated record.